UGCGUGUGCGCGGAGCGUCUGAACCUCUUCCUCGGGCGAUAUUUGGAUUUCGCACCUGCGACGGGACACGCACGUUCAAACGCGCGUGUGCCGUUAUCGAUACGGCUCACAGAAACCGGAAAGCGUCAACCCUUAGAAGGUUAGGUUGACUGGAAGCGUCCGUCUACACGCGCCGACCGCGUCCUGGAUCGCAAACUCUCGUCACAGACGCGCCAGUCCGCCGCCGCUGACUCCCAACCGGAGAUAUUCAUCACUAAGAUCUUUGUUUCGAGUUUACUGUGAUCCAGACCAGUAUGGACUGUGGUACCGCGGAGCCGGGUAUAGCGCCGGCCAGCGGAGAUGGUCCUGACGUCCCUCAGCCAAACCCGGAGGAGAGACCCGAACCAGAGCAGACGGGGGCGGAGCCAGAGAUUGUGAAGGUGGAGCCAGAGAGAACAGGGGAGGAGCCAGAGAGGACAGGGGAGGAGCUUGACGCUCAUAUGGACGGCUGGGGGGUAGAGAAGGGUGUCAACACAGACGAGGAUUGGGAAGCGCAGGUGAUGGCCAUGUGGGAGCACAGCACCCAGCUAGCUGAGCAGCAUGCCAAGCUGCUAGAGGAACAGGGAAAGGAGGAGGCGGAGCAUCAAAAACACGUGCAGCAACUGGAAAAGAAGAAGGAGGAGAAAAUCCACCAGCAUCAAACUCUUCUGGACAAACUGGAGUCUGUUCGUGUCAAGAUGCAACUAAACGACUCCAAGGCCACCAGGAGGAAGUUCUUGGCCAAGAAAGAUGAAAUGACAACGGAGAAGAACAGAGCGGAAGAAGCAAGGAACAGAUUGGCCAAAGAGCUGGAGGAGGGCGAGAGGAAGAUGGCGCUACUCCUGGAGGAGAAUGCGCAGGAGCAGCAGCUCUGGGGGAAGGAGCUGGGUGACCUGAGGGCGGUGCUGCAGCAUGCCAAGAAGGAGGCUGAAGCGGCAGAGAGGAAAGCCCUCCAGGACGAGAUGGCGGCCGUGGAGACGCAGCGAGAUGUCAUCACGGUGCACAUAGAGGCCUGGCUGAAGGAGGUGGAGCAGUACCUGAGUGUCCUGAGGAUGGACCCAGCUCAGCUGCACCGAAAUCGAAGGAGGGAGUGGGAGAAACGGGAGAGUCUGGUCCGGAAGAACAAGGCUGAGCUCCAGAAGCGCUUCCAGGAAGUCCUCCAGCAGCUCCAACAGGGCCACGAGCUACAGAGCCUCCCCAACAUCCAGGCACCAUUUCUACCGCCAGUACCGAUGGUGGACCUGUACAUCAACCAGAUAAUGCUGUCGCUGAGCCAGCCUGCUUUUCCGCCUCCUCCUCUUCCUCCUCCCCCCAGUGCCUCCAACCUACUGCUCCCCCAGCACCAACCACAAACUCUCCUCAGAGGUCCUCUCAGGUCAACACCUCCACCUAACCCCUCCCCCUCCCCUUCUGUCACAGCCCGCCACACUAUACCUCCAACCUCCUCCCUCCCCUCAGUCCUCUCCUCUGCCCCCUCUCACCACACCGCCACUACCACCGCCUCCACUCAUCUUCUCAAUCCCGCUCAGCCCCCUGCCCCCGCCAUCACCUCUACCGGCAAGCUGGACAAACUGCUGGACAAGCUGGGGACCAAGUUCCCACAAUGCACCAGGACCCAGCUGAUGUUGGUGUUGCAGCAGAUAAAGAGUUCUCGCGGCACCAUGGCUGGUCUGUCUAUCGAGGAGGUCACCGAGCAGGUGGGCCUCAAACUGGCCCAGAGUGACCUGCCGGCCCCGGGCCCCAUCAGCCAGCCCACUCCCGCCCCUGCUGCUUCCCGGGCCUUUCCUAGACCACACGCCCCGUUCCACCCACCCCUUGGCCCCAUUCAGGGAACCACACAUCUCCCACAGCGGGCGCCGACAACACAGGCGUUCAGCAGGAAGUUGUGCCUUAUGUGUCAGAACCAUGUGCAGUCUGACAGCCAGUACCCACUGGUCUGCUCCCACAUCAUCCAUAAGGAGUGCAUCAGUGUGUGGCUGCAGACCAGCAGGAACCACCCCUGCCCUUUCUGCUCCUCCAAGUGAAGCUUGCACCACAGGAGGCGGGGCUGCAUUGCUGUGACAAUGCUCAGAGAGGGGUGGGUCUUGAAUCAGACAAGUUCAGUUAAUUCCAUGAUCGGCUCUGAUGAGCUGAGAGUCAUGGGAAGGUCUGAGUCUCUGGACAAGAGACGAGGCAAAUUCAGGCAAUGGAAAACAUCAACACUGUAUAAACUGUUAAGCGGAAGGCCUUGAUUUUGGUUUUUGGUUUUCUUGGCCAGUUUCGGUGAGCACUUUCAAUUUUCCCACUGUGACAAAUUGUUUUUGAAAUGAAAUAAAAAUAUAUUUUGA
Lampris incognitus (smalleye Pacific opah) is the source of this 2345-nucleotide messenger RNA. RefSeq names its product ring finger protein 214 (gene rnf214). The transcript is spliced from 6 exons. The record is from RefSeq and is a predicted model, not a curated record. Gene Ontology annotation, molecular function: ubiquitin-protein transferase activity. Lineage: Eukaryota; Metazoa; Chordata; Actinopteri; Lampriformes; Lampridae. The coding region runs from base 294 to 2042 and encodes 582 amino acids.